This is a messenger RNA of Vanessa tameamea, 1829 nucleotides long. RefSeq names its product cytochrome P450 306a1 (gene phtm). Gene Ontology annotation, biological process: xenobiotic metabolic process. Bases 131 to 1750 code for a protein of 539 amino acids. The record is from RefSeq and is a predicted model, not a curated record. The transcript has 8 exons. Gene Ontology annotation, molecular function: iron ion binding; oxidoreductase activity, acting on paired donors, with incorporation or reduction of molecular oxygen, reduced flavin or flavoprotein as one donor, and incorporation of one atom of oxygen; heme binding. Gene Ontology annotation, cellular component: intracellular membrane-bounded organelle; cytoplasm. NCBI's taxonomy places the organism in Eukaryota, Metazoa, Arthropoda, Insecta, Lepidoptera, Nymphalidae.
GUCGAUAGUCGUCAAGCCACGUGACCAGUGGAGUUUGUAGAUAAUUGUGUUGUAUCAGUAGUCCAGUCCUGUCCAUUCUGUGACAUCAUCUUGUCAAGAACACCCAUUAAAUAUAGCUGAGUAGUAAGGAAUGGAUUAUAUUUUCUUGUGGCUUGGUACAUUCGUACUGGGGUUUUGGAUAUUUAAGAAGAUAAGCCAAUGGAAAAAUCUACCACCUGGGCCCUGGGGACUUCCGAUCGUCGGAUAUUUGCCUUUCUUAGACCGUAAACAACCACAUUUAACUCUUACUAAUCUGGCUAAGCAGUAUGGGUCAGUGUAUGGAAUACAAAUGGGCAACGUCUAUGCCGUUGUCAUUUCUGAUCAUAAAUUAAUAAGAGAAGCCUUUUCCAAAGAUGUGUUCUCUGGCCGCGCGCCAUUAUAUUUAACGCAUGGGAUUAUGAAAGGAAACGGAAUUAUUUGUGCUGAAGGACCUCUUUGGAAGGAUCAAAGGAAACUGAUAACAACUUGGCUUAAGAGUUUUGGAAUGAGCAAACACAGUAUGGCUCGUGACAAACUGGAAUCGCGAAUUGCAUCUGGAGUUCAUGAUUUAAUACAAAAUGUCAAAGAAACUUCUGGAUCCACGGUUGAUCUAUCUAAUAUGAUCACACAUUCGCUUGGGAACGUUAUCAAUGAUAUUAUAUUUGGAUUUAAAUUCCCGGUAGAAGAUAAAACUUGGUGCUGGUUUAGAAAAAUACAAGAAGAAGGAUGUCACGAAAUGGGCGUGGCUGGUGUUGUUAACUUUUUGCCAUUUGUUCGGUUAAUAUAUCCAUCUGUUCAGAAAACUAUUGAAGUAUUAGUUCGUGGUCAAGCGCAAACGCACAGACUCUAUGCUAGUAUCAUAUCCAGGCGCCGACAAAUGCUAGGCUUGGAGAUGCCUAAAAAAGCUGAAUAUGCAGUACAUGCUGAUUUAUUUAACGAACAUCCCGAGGGUUUUAUCAAAUGUGUCAAAUACAGUAAACAUGCGUCUAAUACUGAGACUCACUAUUUUGACCCAAAAGUGCUUAUAGCUUCUGAGGAGGAAUGCAUUUUAGAUAACUUUUUGGUAGAACAAAAGGGAAGGUAUGAAAAGGGCGAUGAAAGUGCAAUUUUUAUGACUGACGAACAGCUGCAUUAUCUUUUAGCUGAUAUGUUUGGAGCUGGUCUUGAUACAACUUCAACCACGCUUACGUGGUAUUUAUUAUAUAUGGCAUUGUAUCAAGAUGAACAAGAUUGCGUUCGCAAAGAAAUUUUCUCAGUAUAUCCGGAAGAAUGUCAGGUGGAUUGCUCGAAAUUACCUUAUCUUAUGGCUACAAUUUGCGAAAUCCAACGCAUACGAUCCAUUGUACCCGUGGGUAUUCCUCAUGGAUGCUUACAAGACACAUAUUUAGGAAAUUAUCGAAUUCCAAAAGGUGCAAUGGUGGUUCCACUUCAGUGGGCUAUUCAUAUGGACCCUAAUGUUUGGGAUAAUCCAAAUGAUUUUAAGCCGAGCCGAUGGAUUGAUGUUGAUGGAAAUUUACUGAAGCCUCCAGAAUUUAUACCUUUUCAAACUGGUAAAAGAAUGUGUCCUGGGGAUGAACUCUCUCGUAUGCUAUCUGCUGGAUUGAUAGCGCGCCUCUUGCGUUCAUUUCGUAUCAAACUAGCCUCUGAUCCUCCGACGGAUGAAGAAAUGCAAGGAACUGUUGGUGUCACUCUAUCAGCUCCCCAUACCUUAUUCGUUUGUGAAGCCAUUUGAAAGUUCCUAAUAUUAUAUAGAUUUUAUAAUAUUGCCAUAUUUCCAUUAUUUGUAGUUAGUAAAAAUAUUGUAAUGGCAC